Molecule: messenger RNA, 608 nt
Organism: Eremomyces bilateralis CBS 781.70
Lineage: Eukaryota; Fungi; Ascomycota; Dothideomycetes; Eremomycetales; Eremomycetaceae
Exons: 1
Coding region: 38-193 (51 amino acids)
Source: RefSeq, a predicted model, not a curated record
AUUGACGAUUGGAAAUCCAACAUUUGGUCUUGGAUGAAUGGAGAAGGUCAUAUUCCCUACCAUCUUCCGGAAGGAGGAAAAGGUGAUGGAUUGUCACUUUGGUCGUUACGGACCGCCGUACGGUACUGUGAGCACCAUAACAUUCACCACCACUCACUUUAUGAUUCCACUCCGCCAGCUUACAGAUACUUGAGUGGCGUAUGCUUCGGAAAGUAUGCUCCGACAAGUAUGCCCGAAAAAUCAUGAAGUGGCUUGAAACGUAGGAUGAAACAUAUUCCUGUAUAGCCAUGAGCACAGAAUCGAACUGGAAGCCUUCGCUCGGCUUCGCCGAGAGAUUGAGUACGGUGAUCAAAAUGUAACGUACUUGGAGUUCAGCGAGUUAAUUAGUCUCGUUUGCCUCGGGUUGGAAAGGUUGUCUUAAGUCGAUGCUUAUACGUCAUUUAGACAGUCUUCAUAUCAAAAGUCUGAUCCAAGGGUGGAGAAACCGAACAUCGCCAAGUUCGCAAAGGAAGAGGAACAGGAGAUUUACGAUUCUGCGUUGACAUUGGUAUCUAUUGCUUGCUACCUAGCUGGACGCCACUAAGGAUUCCCACAGGUAGACUAUCGGC